This is a messenger RNA of Girardinichthys multiradiatus, 3193 nucleotides long. RefSeq names its product sarcalumenin-like. Lineage: Eukaryota; Metazoa; Chordata; Actinopteri; Cyprinodontiformes; Goodeidae. Bases 39 to 2417 code for a protein of 792 amino acids. The transcript has 8 exons. The record is from RefSeq and is a predicted model, not a curated record. Gene Ontology annotation, molecular function: GTP binding.
CUCAGUGAGUGCAGCUGCUGUGCUCCACCUCCAGUGGCAUGCCCUCUGACCUUCAGCCGCAGCGGUAUAUAUAUCCGGGGGAGAAGAUCGGCAGUCCUCUGGCAGCCAAAAUGAAGCUUCUGGUGACUGCGUGCUGCUUACUGUGUCUCCUGGCUCUGUCAGCUGCAGACCUCCUAGCAGAGUCCUCCAUCCACGAUGAGGAGCCUCUGAUGCAUCUUCAGCUCCAGCAGCCAGAUGGAGAUAUCUUCCCCUGUGGAUGUGACACAACAGAUGCCAGCCAGACCUCAUCCAAUGACACCCCGGCUCCAGAGAGAGCCGUGUGCCAGCCCUGCAAACCCCUGUCAAGUAAUGAAGAAGAGCUGGUGGCCUCGUUGGAUCAAGAGUUGGACAAAGUACCUCUACCUGAGGAGGAUUCUUCUGCUGAGGAAGAUGCAACUGAAGGAAGGGGUCCUGAGGAGAUUGUAGAGGAUGAAGAAGUAACAUCUGAGGAUCAAAACAAGAAAAAGGAAGUAUCUGAGGACAUUAUAAAGGAGGAGAUCACAGUGGUGGAGGUUGAGGAAAAAGAGGAGACUCCUGUGGAAGAGGAGCUGAAAGCACCAGAGGAAUUAUCCGAGGUAGAUGAAGAAGAUGUGAAUCUGGGUACUGAACCUGCAGCUGACAAAGGCAAUGUUGAGGAUUUAGAAGAUGAAGGGGCAGAAGAGGUUGAAACAGUACCUGAACCAGAGGAAAGACAUCCAGAUUUGACAAAAUACCUGAAACCAGUAUUACAGGAGCUAUCAGAUUCAGAUCCAGUGGAAGAACCAGAAGCAGAGCAAGAAGUCACCUCAGAACCUGAGCUGAUUACUGACCCUGACCCAGAACCAGAAGUCAUCCAUCAGGUUAACCAGGAACCCUCUGUGAAAGGUACUGUGGAAGAUGUAGUGAAGGAAACUACAGAGGACACUCCAGCAUCUGAACAGGGUUCUGAUGCAGAUGUGGCAUUGGAGGAAGUACCUGCAGAGGAGCCUGUACAGUCUAAAGCUAAAGAGGGUGAGGCCAUUGGGUCAGGCUUGAGAGAUCGCUCCCAUAUUGAGGAGAUGUUGCGACUGGCGACGACUGAACCAUCAGCGGAGUUCUCUGGCGCCAUAAAGAGACUGUUGAACAUCUACCAUAAGGCAAUCAAGCCAAUGGAACAAGUCUUUAGGUACAAUGAGCUCAGGCAACAUGAAGUUACAGAUGGUGAGAUCACCUCAAAGCCAAUGGUUCUGUUUCUGGGACCCUGGAGUGUGGGCAAGUCUUCUAUGAUCAACUACCUUUUGGGUCUCCAUGGCACACCCCAGGAACUUUACACAGGUGCUGAACCCACCACGUCUGAGUAUACCGUCAUUAUGCGUGGGGAGAGGUUUCGGACCAUAGAGGGCAUUGUGAUGGCGGCAGACAGUUCAAGGUCCUUCUCUCCCCUGGAAAAAUUUGGCCAGGGCUUCUUAGAGCGACUGGUCGGCAUCGAGAUGCCCCACAAGCUGCUGGAGAGGGUCACCUUUGUUGACACGCCAGGCAUCAUUGAAAACCGCAAGCAGCAGGAGAGAGGUUACCCAUACAACGACGUGUGCCAGUGGUUCAUCGAUAGAGCAGAUCUUAUUUUCCUGGUGUUCGACCCCACCAAACUGGAUGUGGGAGGAGAGCUGGAGAUGCUCUUCCGGCAGAUGAAGGGUCGCGAGUCCCAGAUUCGCCUUAUCCUUAACAAGGCAGACAGCCUCUCUACGCAGGACCUGAUGAGGGUCUAUGGAGCCCUGUUCUGGAGCAUGGCACCACUUGUCAAUGUCACAGAGCCACCUCGCGUGUACGUCAGCUCCUUCUGGCCUCAGGACUAUGCUCCAGACACCAGCCGAGAGCUCUUCAUGAAGGAGGAAAUCUCCCUUUUAGAAGAUCUCAACCAGGUGAUUGAGAACCAGAUAGAGAACAAAAUUGCCUUCAUUCGCCAGCAUGCCAUCCGUGUACGCAUCCACGCUCUGCUGGUGGACCGCUACCUUCAGACCUACUACGACAGGCUGGGCUGGUUCGGAGACCCGUAUGAGGUCUUCCAAGACAUUGUGAAUGACCCGGAUAAGUACUACAUCUUCAAGUCAAUUCUGGCCAAGACCAAUGUCAGCAAGUUCGACCUGCCCGCCAAGGAGGCUUACCAGGACUUCUUUGGGGUCAACCCCAUUUCCAACUUCAAGCAGCUCUUCCAGCUCUGCGGCUGGACUGACGGCUGCCUCCUGGAGAAGAUUGAGAAAGCUAUCUCACACGAGCUUCCAGCUCUGCUCAGCAGCAUCACCAAAAGCUCAGAGGUACCAGACUCUGCAAAGACUGCCCCAGCCCCCCCACCACCUCUCCCCGGUACCUGUGAGGGUCCUGAGUGUGGAGAGAAACCCAAAAACCGCUGGAGAAAGCAGUGAGAUGGAAGGGAAGAGUCCAGGAGGCAGUCUGGGGACAUAGGAGACAGAGGGUUUCCUGAAAUAAUGUCCACUGGGGUGGAUUUCAGGAAUAACUGCAUGGAAACUGGAUGGGAGAAAUGUGCAAAAAACUCAAUACAGAAUGAACUUCAGAAUAUUUUGUGUUACUACUUAAAUGGAAAGAACAUUUGUCUUACAGGUGUUCUGUCAGUUUUAUUUGAAAACUGAGAAAAACAGUACAGGGCCCUCCACAUUAAUUAAUUUUGUAAUGCUCCACCAUACAUUUAAACAGUUUUUUUAUUUAACAUUUGAACUUGAAUAACUUAAAAUUUCAAUGGGAAAAAAUUCAAUGUGCUUUUUUUUUUUUUUACCAAGUUCCUGCUGCCACUCUUAUUCGUACCCCUACUUCCCUGGUCUUCUCCUGUAAUAUCUAACGUGUAAAACAGUUGAUGAUACCAUGCACUCUAACAUGAUUUCAAGGCUCUUUGGAAGUCAAACAGGCCCAUAGAUUCACAGUUAAAGUCCCAGCAGAGUUUCUUCACACUUCGUGUCUUGUGAUUUUAGAACUAAAAAUGUUUUUUAUGGCAAACCAGUUUGCAUUUAGAUAGCAUCUAAUACAGGGGUGUCCAACUCUGGUUCUCAAGGACCGGUGUCCUGCAGGUUUAAGAGUCUCUGACCUCAGAGCCCAUGGGUGAGAGCUUGGAUGGUGGAGGGGCCAAGAUGGGGACUUAGAUGAUAUGAUCGUUUGUUACGGGCAAGUAAAUAAAAAAUAUACUAAC